GCUGAGGAGAGAAAGGUUACUCACAGCCACUGCUGGUGCAGAAUAAAAACCCAUAGUGCCAGUGAGUACAGUGAAAUUAACAUUCAACAACAGAAUCAUGAUUAAUUGAUCAAAAGUGUGUAUGAUGAGAACCAUUUAUUGCUAUAGUCUAUUUUAUGCUAAUUCAAGAUAUAUACAAAUGCAAACAAGGUUACAACAUUUAAAAUAUUUCCCUGGAUGUGUGUACGUGUAUGUACGUAUGUGUAAAACCCUUAGUGUUGAAGUGAGAUAAUGUCAGACAGGCGGAGAGGGUGAUCUGCAGGGUUGAUAGGGCUAACUGCUCUUCACCGGCCUGCUCUGAUAACAGCUGCAUUAGACCGCCGAGGGUCCACUUACAUUCAUCAUCCACUGAUACAGCAGGCUGUGAACCAGUUACAGACGCUCUGCCACCAUGUCUGAAGAGGCAACUGUAGAAUCUGGUAGAUCGUUCUUAGUGGGGAACAAGAAGGACCUCAUCGAGGCCAAACGUACCAGCGUCACCUUGGGUGACAGGGUCGUAGUCGUCAUUCAUCAUCAGGGAGUUUUCUACGCUAUGGACCAGCACUGCUAUCAUGCAGGUGGAUCUUUGUUAAAUGGAGAUAUUGAGGAAAUCAACAACAAGCUUUGCAUUGUGUGUCCGAAGCACAAGUACAAGAUCAGCCUGGAAGAGGGCGAGGGGAUUUACAACGCCUCUAAUCCAAAAGACAAAGACCAGCCGCCUUGCUGGAUGUCCAAAGGCAUAAAGCAACGAGUACACAAGGUGACUGAGGUGGACGGGAACGUCUAUGUGACGCUGUCCGUAACCCCCGGGUGGAUCGAGUCGGACUAUUAUCAGACUGAGAAGGGCAGAGCGGAGCUGAAGAGAGUGAAGGAUUCAGAAAAGAAUAAAUCAGCGAGCAGCUAAUUGCCUGGCAUGACCAAUGAGAGGAAAGCUUCUGAAUGCAUGAGGAGACAGUGUGGGGGGAAAAACAGAUAUUGAAUGCUAGCUAUUUUACUGAUAUUUCUUAAUUUUACAGACUGUCAUUUAUUUAAGCGUUACAUAUAUAAGGAAUAAAACGUGAUAAGGUGUGCUGUUAUAGAAAAAUAAUCCCUGAUGGAAUGGUAUGAUGCGGAGGGCUGUUAGCACCCCAGAGUUGAUUGUUUUGCUGUAACAGCAUGCCCUGAAGAGUUUUAUUCCUCUUAUACUUCAGCAAUUCACCAAUGCUAACAAUUUUAUUUAUUAAAGAUUAAAGAUUUAUUAAUUGCCUAUAUAGCCUCUCUUUUCUCUCUCACAUCAUACCAAGAAACCACAAAGACCGUAGGAAGAAUAAGAAAAAUUAGUCAUGAUGGGUAAAUAUGAAGUUGCCAGACUUUCUGUAAGUGUAAAACAGGGCAGUUCUAGUAAAGUAGGUAUUUUUCUGUUUACUGUAAUGACUCUGAUCUCCUUUACAAACACAACACUCCAUUCACAAUCACCAUUCUGAACCACACCACUGUGUUCUUGAAGUAAUUGUGUGUACUGUCAAUGUAGUAGCCACUUCUUACAUAACUGUAUAAGUUUCAAUAUGAAAAUCUAUUCUAGCUUAAAUUAUUUAAUAAACUUUGAAAGAAAUAAUUGAUUUUUUUGGUGUUUGGUACAGAGAUACACUGUUGAUUGGCAGACGGAGCAAUUCAAGGACACACUGCCGUUUUAUUCUGAUUGCCGUUCGGUCCAGAUUGAGUGACUCCAUGACUGACAUAUUUUAGUAUCAAAUACUAAUCCUUCACCUUCACAAAGUUAAUCGCUCUUCCACUGUAGCAUUCCUUCCACCUACGCAAUGCUCUUGGGUGCAUAUUUUAGAGAUGAGACACAAU
This is a messenger RNA of Pangasianodon hypophthalmus (striped catfish), 1851 nucleotides long. It is a transcript of the gene rfesd, whose product is annotated as Rieske (Fe-S) domain containing. Gene Ontology annotation, molecular function: 2 iron, 2 sulfur cluster binding. NCBI's taxonomy places the organism in Eukaryota, Metazoa, Chordata, Actinopteri, Siluriformes, Pangasiidae. The record is from RefSeq and is a predicted model, not a curated record. The transcript has 4 exons. The coding region runs from base 431 to 922 and encodes 163 amino acids.